AACAGACAUGUUGUUUGCCGAGCGACGACUCCCUCUCUCUCCAGGCUCCAGUAUUGGACAAUUGGUCUACCGACUGGUGUUAAGGCGACUCUGAUUUGUUUUUUUCGACAGUUAAACGAGAGAUCAUUUGUACACAUACAUGUUUCUCUGUUCUGGUUGGUACUUGUAUCGGAAUGAUAGAUCCCAACUCACCCAUAAUAUUUUCUUUUAAAUAUGCUCUAACAAUUGUAUAUUAGCUCUAUUGAUUCAACUAUGAAGAGAGAAUGAUAUAAUUCGGAGGGAUGGUAACUAACUACAUUAACUCUCAUAUUUAUAUGAUGAUGAAGCUACAUAUAUAGUUCAAAAUAAGAGAUAAAUUCUCCUUAACAUUUAAGUGUUAAGUUAUAAUAUACCGAAUCAUGUGUAAACGAACAUUCGAAAAGUGGCAUCAUGGUAGACGGUUGACCUACCUCCCUACUCUAAUACUCUAGUUAAAUUCCUGUGACAGUAAUUCUGAUUUCUACAUUUCCAUCUCUUUUUUUUUCUUCACAUAGCUCAAGUUCUACGAGAUUCUUGACCUGGGUUACAAAGUGAGAAUCGACCUGUGCUCGAAUAUAACCAACCAACAAAGCCUAACUUUUUUCCCCUGCCAGAGAGAGACUUUUUCCUUUGUUGACAAUUCAACAAAACAACUGGAAUUAUUAUUAGUUGAAUACACAGUUUGAUUGCUUCUACAUUAGAACACGAGUGACUUAGUCCGAAAGGAAUGAGUCAUUGCCUAUUUUAAUAGUAUAUAUACAUUUCUUGUAUCAAAGUCUUUGGGGGGAACAACAGUGCAAAAAUGGGGCCAAAGCUGCAGAUGAAAGAUGCAUGCUUACUUACGAUCUUUCUUUCUGCUAUAGCUUUGUGACUGAGAUUGAUCAGUGCUUUUCGAACUAUCUGAUAUUUGAAUGUUUCGUGUAAUGAAGUAGGAGAUCGAUCAUAUUGGCAGAGACUAAUUACUCGUACAAGCUCGACCACCUGGAUUCGUCUUUUAACUGAGUUGGUGCUCGCGAACAAGCUCGUCAAUUAACGAACCGAAGUCGAGCAAUAACAUGUUCAGCGCGCGACAGGCUAGCCAAUCAAGCUCGAAAGACUUUAGGAUAUCUCGAACUCGAGUUACAAUCGACACUUCAUCAGCUGAUCAUUCGAAUUUCGCUCGUUAACCUCAACUAUUAUGAGUGAUAGUUAAGGGAAAAAGACCAUUGCUGCUGGCUGCUAUUGGGUUAAAGAAGAGAAAGCGAGAAAGCUACCACAUCGCUGGAAAUGCAGUUAGUAUAGCAUUUUAAAUAAGCAAGGGAAGCAAACAGUGCCGCCGAGCUCAUUAACGAGGGCUUGUGAUCCAAGUGGAGGCACUAAAGUGGUGGGACAUUGGGCCGGCCUCAAGGGCUGGGCUUGGUGACGUUCAAAUUUCUGGCCUGCCCGCGUCAAGCUUGGAGUUGGGCCGGGAAGGUUCGGUGAAGAUUGAGCUGACUCGGCCCCUAGAGUUGGGAGAGAAAGCGUCAGGCUGGGCUCACAGAGCAGCGUGGCUCCCCUCUCUAGGCGGUGGAGGGAUAACAGGCCGGUGACUCUCAGGCCCAAAUAGCCUGUUGGGCUGUCCAAUCUGGACCAUCAAUUUUUUUUUUUUUGCAUUGCUUCCAAAAUAAUUUUAUUAAAUUAAAAAAGUCAACUCUAGGGGCCGGCCGGCCAGCCAGCCUGGAUCGAAUGUAUUAAAUAAGCCUGCUUUGGUCAACCGAUUGAGGUGGGAAGAAGAAGAAGAAGAAGGAGAAGAGAGAUGGGUGUCAUCAGAGGGGAGAUAUGUCACGAGGCUCCGGUGGAAGCUCCGGCGAGUGUGGUGUGGGAAUCGUACCGAGGGCUUGAGCUUGGCCGGCUGAUAAACGAGUUGAUGCCUCAUCUCAUCGGCACCGUGGAGGCCGUCGAGGGUGAUGGAUCUGCCGGCACCGUUCUCAAAAUCACUUCUCCUCCAGGAAGUCCGGGAAUCGGGUACAUGAAAGAAGUGUUCAGAAUUAUGGACGAUGAGAAGCGUGUGAAGGAAUCGGAUACGUUGGAAGGUGGUUAUCUGCCGCUUGGAUUUCAUCGUUAUACUGUAUGCUUCGAGGUCAUCGACGACGAUUCCAAACCGGAUCGGAGUGUUAUCAGGUCGACAAUUAUGUAUGAGAUCAAGGAUGACUCGAAAGCUCACCUUAUCUCCCUACUCUCCAUCAAGCCUCUUACCACUAUUGCUCAAGUCAUCGGUGAUCACAUAAUCAAGAACCGCAACCGGUAACUUACCCAUUUUUGCGAACUAUGCAAAAGGCGGUUGGGUGGUUUGGUGUAGUACGUGAUAAACAUGUUUCUUUCAAUAAGAUGUUUGUUUGGUUUGACAUGAUUGUCAUGAUGAUGAAUAUAUAAUGUUUCUUUUAAUGUAGUCAUUUAAUAAGAUUCAAAGAAGGGGGAAAAAAUGUAAUGAGAAGCAACAAUAUCAAACAUGAUAGUAGCUAGAUCAAUAGUCGAAUUAUCGAUGUCUUUGAUUUUUUAUUGUUGAUUUUCUGUAAUGAUAUGAAAAGACCAUAUAUAUAUGAAGAAAAUCAAACCAACCCAAUAAUUUAUUAUUCAUCCACCACCAUCAAAUGUUAAGAAGCAGCCGUAUAUAUAGAUCCCGUCCACCCUUAUGCGACCCUUCUGGCUGCGAUUUGGAGGUUGUUGGCUCAUGACUGGGUGGUGCGACUUUCCCAUACAUAUCGAGAAGGGAAUAGAGUCGCGGACUGGCUCUCGAAACACAGUCUCAUCUAUCCCUACGGUAUGUAUGAGUUGUCAAAUCCGCCCAACGAGCUGUAUAAUCUCCUUAAUGAUGAUGAUAGAGGAAUCACUUUCACCCGAAAUGUGGUGGUUACGCCCUCCCCUCCCUCUCUGUAAUCUCCUUCCCUCCCCCCUGUAACUCUGCUUCUUUGGCUUUUGCCUCCCCUGAUGCAAAAAAAAAAUAUAUAGUCUACUUGGCCAUUCAAUGCUAUAUAUCUGCCUAUUUCGACGCUUAUGAAUACUCGACGAAUUCAUCCCCGCCCACAGGAAAUUUUAGAUGCAUGCACCCUCAUUGAAUUUGGUGAUAAGCACACAAAAGAGUCCCAUGUCAUAGCCUUCACAAAAUUACAAGGCUUAUAUAAGAAAAGGAAAACGUAGCAAAAUGAAACACAACUAUAUAUGUAUUAGAGUAUGUCAUAGGCGGAGGGAGGGCUAUUGAGCGUUGUCCCGGGACAGGGGUAAAUUUCCGAGGAACAAAAAUAUGUCAUAUAUAUGUAUAUUGGUGAUGGAAAACAACGCCUAUAAAUAGUAUUAGAGUAU
Messenger RNA from Linum trigynum, 3336 nucleotides. Lineage: Eukaryota; Viridiplantae; Streptophyta; Magnoliopsida; Malpighiales; Linaceae. The record is from the annotation of a GenBank genome assembly.